CACAAGCAUAUACAUGUUGAGAUACUUCUAGUAUUAUGCAUAUUUAUACCAUAGCAUAGGAGAAAUUGAUCAAAGGUGAUCAAAUAUAUUAAAGUUUAGAAUUUGGGUUGUGUGAAAAGAUUCAUUAGAGAACAUGAGCAGCAGCGGAGGAGGUGGCGGUGGGGGGUGGAGUGGGGAUAGGGAUGUUGUUAGGGUUUCAAUUCCAAGCAAUGUGAGGAAGAUGAUCCAGAGUAUAAAGGAGAUCACAGGAAACCAUAGUGAAGAAGACAUCUAUGCAAUGCUUAAAGACUGCUCUAUGGAUCCAAAUGAGACCGCCCAAAAGCUCCUCCUCCAAGAUACAUUUCAUGAAGUAAGAAGGAAGCGUGAUCGGAAAAAGGAGAAUUUGAAUAAGGAGCCUGCUGAUUCAAGAUGGAAAUCAGGGGUACAGGGACGGGGAAAUAGGGGCCGAGGGACUCAUUCAUCUCGUAAUAUAUCUCAUGAUAAAGCUGCAGGUGCAAGGAAGUUGGCUUCUGCUAAAGACAAUGAGUCCAACCUAGAUUUAGAUAAGGGUGUUAGCAUGUCUUCUUUGAACACUCCCUGGGAAAGUGAAGGGAAAGAGCCAAAUUCUGCUGCAAGUUCAUUAGGUGCCACAGCAAAUGGUCCUACUGCUAUAGUUUCUAGGAAUCUGACUGUCAUGCAUGAUAAUGAAAAGUUGGAGGAACAUUUGGGUCCUUCUGCUACUGCCUCUGAGAAUAGGGAUCAAUUUGCAGAGCAGAUGCCUGAUUCUAGUAACUUUUCAACUUCUAUGAGUUCAUCACAACCAUCAGGAGCUUAUUUCUUGUCUUCAGACCCUGUAUCAUUAUCCUUACAAGAUUCACGGCAGUCUAGUGCUGUGGGUACAAUGAAACAUGGAGUUGGAAUCCAGUCCAGUGCUGUUGAACAGAUCUCUGCUGUCUCUGAAAUUGCUUCUGGACUUGAUGAGAGUGGGAACUCAAAUGUCCACGGAAAGAUGCCAAGCAAGGCACACGGGAAUGGAAAGAAUCAGCACCUAGAUUCCUCACACACUGCAGCUUCUGCUGUCAGUAGGCCAUCAUCUAACUACAGCAACAGGUCUCAAGUGAUUGGCCCUCAGAAAGGCGACCAUUGGAUGUUGUUGCAGUGGGCAACCAGUCUGGCUAUGUUAGAACAGGAAAUGUACUUUUUUAAUUUCAGCGAAGGUUCUGGUGUAUGGAUUGCACCUCCUGGCCGAGAUUUUUCUAGCUUGCAGGCCAGCUCAUUCUACAAUUUUCCCCAGGGUCAGAUGGCCUUUGCACCUGCACAGCCUGGCCAUGGGACUUUUGCUGGCAUAUAUCACCCAGCACAACCAGUCAAUGCAACUACUGUUAACCCACUACUGCAGCAGUCUCAGACAAUGGCAAGUCCUCUAGAUGUGGUUGGACCCACAGCCAGUGCAUACCAGCAGCCACAACAUUCACAAAUGAACUGGCCUAAUAACUUCUAAAGAGGGAGCUCAUUUUCUCCACUGUAAGCUACAGAACUGGAAGUGGAAAUUGAUAUCUUUGAAUUUUUUGAGAUUCUCCAGCGAUGUUGAAGUAAACCAAAGCAUCUGCAAUAUGAACGUAGAAUAUAAUCGAGCUGAGCAAAAAUUUUAUGAAAGGAGACCCAAAAAAAUGGUUUGGUGGAUGAUAUCUGUUGAUCGCUGGAAGUGAUGAUACUGAUGGUGAAAUGCUUCUGUAUGGAUAAUUGACCUUUUAUUAGUUGGAAAGGUGUUCUGCUGGUUAUCUGUCUUGCUGCUGAUAUUUGGUAAACAACUGCAACUUUAAGCCAUUAUCUUUUUGGCAUUUCUUUUUACACUUAGCAUUCCUUGGGAGACAACUUUUUUCUCCUUUUCAACUUUUUUUUCCCUGAGAUUAUUAGGCUUCUGAAAGGUGAAAUUGAGUUCACAGCUCUCCUGUAAAGUAAAUUUUGAUAGCAACGAUUUAGCUGGACUGUUGUAAUGGGUGUUGGUAUAAGCAAAUGCAGCAUUCUAUUCUUUUCAUUGUUUCA
Messenger RNA from Coffea arabica (coffee), 2025 nucleotides. Lineage: Eukaryota; Viridiplantae; Streptophyta; Magnoliopsida; Gentianales; Rubiaceae. The record is from RefSeq and is a predicted model, not a curated record.